Leptosia nina is the source of this 849-nucleotide messenger RNA. The record is from the annotation of a GenBank genome assembly. Lineage: Eukaryota; Metazoa; Arthropoda; Insecta; Lepidoptera; Pieridae.
AUGGCCACUAUAUCAAGGUUCCACAAAAUUGCUUUAAUAAGUUUAGGGGCUGUUGGCGGUGGUCUUGCUUAUUAUCAUAUCGGUAAAAGUGAUAAAAAAUUUGAUGUCCAAAACUCCUGGACGACCAACUAUAAUCCAAGUGUUAAAUGGGAGAAGAAUUGGGACCACCGAGAACCAGAAUCAAUAGUCAAACCGGCCAAAGUUGACAAACCGGAAGACGAAAACAGAUUUAAUGAACAAAUUGAAAAGGCUAAAAGCAAAGCAGUCAGGCAUUUAUUUUUAAUUAGACAUGGCCAGUACAAUGUUAAUGGCGAAACAGAUAAGGAAAGAAUUUUAACAGAAUUAGGUAGACAGCAAGCUGAUUUAACAGGAAAGAGACUAGCAGAACUUAAUAUAAAAUGGGACUUACUUGUACGGUCUACUAUGGCAAGAGCACAGGAAACAGCAAAGAUUAUCGCCAAGCACUUACCUAGUGACAUAGAAGUAAAAGAUUGUCAGUUAUUAGAAGAGGGUGCGCCCAUUCCGCCCGAACCACCUGUGGGGCAUUGGAGACCAGAACCUAAACAGUUCUUCCAGGAUAGUGCCCGGAUUGAGGCAGCGUUUAGACGGUACUUCCACAGGGCAUCCCCGGAACAAACUCAAGAUACUUACACUCUACUUGUGUGCCACGCAAAUGUAAUACGAUUCUUUGUAUGCAAAGCCCUCCAGUUCCCGCCAGAGGGAUGGCUCAGGAUAUCUUUGAACCACGCCUCAAUAACGUGGCUCUCAAUCCUACCAAAUGGCAACGUAGUGUUGCGCUCAUUGAGCGACACUGGUCACAUGGAACCUAAAUACAUCACCAGCCGGUAA